Messenger RNA from Rotaria socialis, 1164 nucleotides. NCBI's taxonomy places the organism in Eukaryota, Metazoa, Rotifera, Eurotatoria, Philodinida, Philodinidae. The record is from the annotation of a GenBank genome assembly.
AUGGCAAAAUCGACAUCAGUUUUAUCAUCAAUUUUUUAUCUUGCUCAAUCCUCUCAUUCGCGUAGUACCGUUUUGAUAACUAUAGUCACCUUGAUUACUUGUAUUAUGGUUUUUACAAUGGCUGGUCAAGCUAAUUCUAUGGCUUUGCAAGCAUAUUGUUCUUUAUGUAUAUUCGAUUUACUUUUCAUCGGAACAGCCUUAAUUUCUGCAUGGAUUCUGGAAAAUAAUAAUACAAACGUUCUUAAAAGAGUUCAAAAUCCAAAUAAUUUCGAUAGCACCGCCACGAAUAGUGCAACGUCACUUUUUAUUCCAACACAAACCAUUGCAACAUUUUCAUAUGGAACAGCUCGUUUUGAAGUAUUAGCUGUUUUUACAUCAACGAUGCUUUCAAUACUCGGAGCAUUUUUUAUUCUGAAAGAAUCUAUUGAAAAAUAUCUUGAAGAUGAAACAAUUCAUACUGAAUAUAUUAUGUUAGCAUCAAUGUCAACAUUAGUUAUUCAUAUGAUUGUUAUUUAUUUUGUACGAAAUCAAGCAUUUGAUCAUGUGAUUGCUGCUAGCUCAUCAAGCUGGUUACAAGAACAUGUUAGUGAUAUGUUUCAAAGUGUUUGUCAUUACAUUCCAGGUUUAAGUCGUCUUCUUUUACCGCGUAUUAAUCCAUUAGCAUUAUUGUGUUGGUGUGGUCUAGCUAUUGUAUUAUCCGAUUCAUUUCUUAUAACAAUGGGCUAUGGAAAUUUUGUUGAUACAUUAUCAUCAGUAUUCAUGGCUUUUAUGACAUUUGGUACGAUGGUUCCAAUAGCAACAUAUAGUGGCAAAAUAUUAUUGCAAACAACGCCAGCACAUAUGAUUAGUCAAAUGGAUAAAUGUCUUCAUGAAGCAUCAAGACUAGAUGGCGUGUUAGAACUUCGGCUUGAACAUUUUUGGGCUUUAUCAUUUCGAACACUUGUUGGUUCGCUACAUGUUCGAUGUCGAAGAGAUGCUGAUGAACAACUAGUCUUAGCACAUGUAUGGAACAAACUAGCCGAUGUUGCUCAAAUUCUAACAAUUCACAUAUUCAAAGAUGAUUGGUUACGACGGCAAACACAUGCAUUCAUGCAACCUCAAACCGGUAAUUCAACUAUUCCACAUAAUCCUUCCAAUUAUAACGAUUUUGUUGUUGUUAGAUAG